This is a messenger RNA of Hibiscus syriacus, 711 nucleotides long. RefSeq names its product dirigent protein 22-like. The transcript has a single exon. Lineage: Eukaryota; Viridiplantae; Streptophyta; Magnoliopsida; Malvales; Malvaceae. Bases 52 to 642 code for a protein of 196 amino acids. The record is from RefSeq and is a predicted model, not a curated record.
AACAGUAUAUAUAUUGCCUAUAAUCUACAUCAAAUUUUCAUUGCCUCAAGCAUGGCGGAGCUCCUCCUAAAACUCUCAUCCGCCGCCGCCGUCUUCCUCCUCGCGGUCCUCUCGUUAGCUUCCUCCUUCGCCACCGUAGAAGCAAAGCCUUUCUCCCGAAACCUCUCUCCACUGUCCCUGGGGAUAAACAAACCGGAGAAACUAAGCCACCUCCAUUUCUACUUCCACGACAUCGUCGCCGGCAAAAACGCCACCGCUGUCCGCGUGGCCAAAGCAGAAACGACGUCCGCCUCGUCGCCGUUCGGUGCGGUGGCGGUGAUAGACGAUCCACUGACGGUCGGCCCCGAUAUAGGGUCCAAACUCGUGGGAAGAGCGCAAGGGAUUUAUGCUUUAACGUCGAAGACCGAAAGUAGCUUGUUGAUGGCGUAUAACUUCGCUUUCAUGGAAGGGAAAUAUAAUGGAAGCAGCCUUACCGUUAUGGGGCGGAACCCGGUGCUUUCCGCCGUAAGAGAGAUGCCGGUGAUGGGUGGCAGUGGGGUUUUCCGGUUUGCUCGUGGAUAUGUCGAAGCAAGGACUCAUACAUUUGAUCUCAAGACUGGCGACGCUUGUGUUGAAUAUGAUGUUUAUGUUUACCACUAUUAGUGAAUUAUUUCUUCUCUUUGAGGUCUAAUUACACUUUUAGUCCCUUUACUAUGUUAAAUUCGAGAUUUA